This is a messenger RNA of Peronospora belbahrii, 1326 nucleotides long. Lineage: Eukaryota; Oomycota; Peronosporomycetes; Peronosporales; Peronosporaceae. The record is from the annotation of a GenBank genome assembly.
AUGCUGUCGCCUCUACCUCGUACGCCGGGUAUCCAUCGCUCUUCUUUCUCCUAUGAUACAGAAAUCUCACUCGAAUACCAACGUGACAGAACCUUGCGUAGUGAACUAAAAGAGGCACGUGAAGAGAAACAAGCCUGCUGGCUCUUUGCUCUUGUGGGUGUGGGUUAUCUCUUUCCAUUCUCAGCACUGACACAACCCGUGGAUUAUUGGAAGAUGCUUUUUCCAGACUUUAACAUUGAAUUUGCUCUCACUUCGACUUUUAUGUAUACAAACUUAUUUUUCUUGUUGAUUAUCGUCCUUUUCUGUGGUCAACCUUCGUACAAGAAUCGUAUUAUUGGUGGCUUUAUCGGACAAUUUCUUGUACUGGUCUUUGUGCCUACAUCUUACUUCUUUUUUUCAUCCGAGAAUGCAAAUAUAAUUGCAGUCUUGGGUGGUACAGCUGUAGCAUCAAUUGCCACUGCAUUCAUUGAUAGUUCCACCAUUGCGCUUGUAUCGCAUUAUCCCCAAAAUGUACAAGAAAGUUUCCAAUUGGGUGUUGGACUCAGCACUCUCAUUGGCAGUCUGUACCGGGACUUAACUAAACUCGUCUUUCCAGCUGACCAACUGCUAGCCUCGUCGCUCAUCUACUUUUAUACUGGAGCACUUACAAUCACUUUCUGCAUUGGCGCAUUUCACAAGGUCAUAAAACUCAAGAUCACCAAGAAAUACUUGCUACGACAAGCUGAUAGUAGCGUGGAGCUUACGGAACGUUCACUGCUACUGGAGGAAAGACAACAAUUAGGAUGUGACCCGCUUAGUAUCCCUGGUCCUGCACCUACGAAAUGGACUGUGCUGAAAAAAGUAUGGCACUUGGAGGUACUGAUUCUGGCAGUUUUUCUCGCUAGUCUGUCAGUGUGGCCACCACUUGUUACGGAGAUCAAGACGUACAACUUUCCGUCGCUUCAAGAGAGUGGUUGGUGGUCGUUGAUAUUACUCACACUCUUUUCCGUUAGUGACUGUAUUGGACGUUUCGUUGUCAACCAUCGUUUCGGUCUCACACCCGGCAAUAUAUGGAUUCCAAUCAUGGCGCGUUUUAUCUUCGUCCCGAUCAUUAUUGGCAUUGUCAAAGGAUGGUGGCUUCAGAGCGACAUUUGGUCUGUGCUUAUUGUGUUGGGACAUGGAUUUGGAAAUGGUUAUUUGGGCACGUUGACUAUCAUCUUCGUGAGCGAAAGUGUCCAUACGGAUGAGCAGCACCUUAUUGGCCCCUUUACAAGUUUCUUUUUGAAUUCUGGUCUCGUGCUUGGAUCGACAGUAGGCCUCAUCAUGGAAAUGGUUGUGCUGGGAUAG